This is a messenger RNA of Argentina anserina (silverweed cinquefoil), 894 nucleotides long. RefSeq lists its product as uncharacterized. The coding region runs from base 1 to 894 and encodes 297 amino acids. The transcript is spliced from 3 exons. The record is from RefSeq and is a predicted model, not a curated record. Lineage: Eukaryota; Viridiplantae; Streptophyta; Magnoliopsida; Rosales; Rosaceae.
AUGACUACUCCUUAUAGCAACACUUACAAUCUCGAAUGGAGAAACCACCCUAACUUUGGGUGGGGAGGCAAUCAAAACCGAGACCAAGGGUUUGUUCAUCGUGAGCAAGGCCAAUGUUUCCAAAGGCCUAGUGGUGGCUAUCAAAGUGCAAGCUCCUCCAACUACAACAAUCAACUCCAAAUGGCUCUUCAUCAACCUCAACCUCAAGCACAACCUAUCAUUCCACCUCAAGAGCCAUUGAAAAAACCAAGUGUUGAAGACUUAUUAAUGAGUUUCAUUGUUGAGAGAAAGGGACAAGAAGAAGCCUUGAAGAACAAAUUUAAUUCCAAGGCCGGAACUCACAAAGAUGUCUCUACUUCUACUUCAACUGAAAGACCAUAUAAAAGAGGUAUCACUUUCAACCCACCUCUAAAGAUUGUGCAAGAAGAGGAGGUGUCUCUCCCUUAUCCUCAAGCUCUAUGGAAACAAGACAAAAAGCUCAAGAAAGAGGGUCAAUUGAGAGAGAUGAUUGAUUUGUUUAAGAAGGUUCAUCUUCCACCAAAGCUCAAAGAUCCAAGAAGCUUCAGUAUUCCAAGCAAGAUUGGAGACACUACUUUUGACAAAUGUUUGGUGGAUCUUGGGUCAAGUAUCAAUUUGAUGCCAUAUUCAUGUUUGAGAGAGCUUGGUUUUAAAGGAUCUUUGAAACCAACUUCAAUUAGUCUCCAAUUGGCGAAUAGAAGUGUGAGAUACCCUAGAGUAAUCUUAGAGAAUGUGCUUGUUAAUGUGGCAACGUUGGUGAUAGCGGUGAAUUUUGUUGUUUUAGACAUGGAAGAAACCCUUAUAGUUGACAAUGAGAUCCCUAUCAUUUUUAUGGGAGAGCGUUCAUGGCUACCACUGGUUUCAAGAUUAAUGUGA